This is a messenger RNA of Anguilla rostrata (American eel), 3484 nucleotides long. RefSeq lists its product as uncharacterized. NCBI's taxonomy places the organism in Eukaryota, Metazoa, Chordata, Actinopteri, Anguilliformes, Anguillidae. The coding region runs from base 2538 to 3467 and encodes 309 amino acids. The record is from RefSeq and is a predicted model, not a curated record. The transcript has a single exon.
AACGAAGGCUAUAUUAGAUUCUUACAGAAGUUUAUGAUGACCAGUCAGCUUUACAGAGGCUGGUAUGGAGGAAGCUGGAGGUUUGUCAUCUACAGAAAGAAACUGCACUUAUACAGCAAUUUUAUGUUUCUAUAAUAAUAUUUAGAUUAAUAUUAUACCAUUGAUUCAGCACUGUAAACAUCAGUUUUUAUAUUGUGCUGGUAAUUCUUUGAGCAGAGCACUCUCAGGUUGCUUACACUUUAGGAAAUAGUUACAGCCAUCAAUGGAAAUAUUCAUUGAAGAAUACUUUGAGUAACAUUCUCACACAACCUUGCCUGGUGGCAUAACGUCACUGUACAGACAGCUUUGGAGUAACUUGCAGUACAGUUGCAGGAAAAAUUUUGUGAAUGCUUUGGAAUUACCUGGAUUCACAAUAAUAGACAAAAGCUAACUGUAAAGCCUGGAAAUCUGAUUGCAGAUGGGAUAGAUCCAGGGCUUGAGUGGGGGCUAUGGAAUACAAAACUGUAUCAUCUGCAUAAAAACUGGAUUUUGAGUGCUUUAUUGUUGAGCAGAUAUUAUUUAUAUAAAUAGUAAACAGGAGCAGCUCCAAUUGUGGAAAUUCUUUAUAUACAGUUUCAAGAAAAAGUUUGUGAACCCUUUGGAAUUACCUGGAUUUUCGCACUCAUUAAAUGUAAUCUUCAUUCAAGUCACAAUAAUAGACAAACACAUUCUGCUUAAAAUAAUAACACACACUCAAAUGCACUUUUGAUGUCUUUAUUGAGCACAUUGUCUAAACAUUCCAGUUCAGGCUGGAAAAAUAUGUGAUCCCUUGUAUCUAGUAACUGGUAGGACAUCUUAAGCAGCAAUAACCUCCUACAAAUGUUUCCUGUAGCACAAUGGUAAGGAUGAAUUGUAGACCAUUUAUUUUUACGAAACUGCUUCCGUUCAUUGAUAUUUCUCAGAAUUUGUGCAUGAGCAUCCCUUUUCAGGUCACCCAAUCACAAUUGGGUUGAAUCUUGAAUCCUGAAAUCUUCCAUUUAAACCACGCUGUUGUCGAUUUACUCGUGUUUUGGGUCACUGUCUUGCGGCAUCAACCAGCUUCUAUUAAGCUUCAGGUGAUGGACUUCUACCCUAGCAUUCUCCUGUAAAAUUUAUUGAUACAAUUUUGAAUUGUUUGUUUCCUCGAUAACUACAAGCUUUUCAGGCCCUGAGGCAGCAAAGCAGCCCAAAGCCACGAUGCUACCUCCACCAUGCUUCAGAGUCGGGUUGAGGUUUUGGUGUUGGUGAGCAGUGUCCCUUCAAACAUAGUGUUGUGCAUUUCUGCCAAAAAAGUUAAACUUUUGUCCCAUCCGUCCAUAGAACAUUGUCCCAGAAGCGUUGUGGAAUAUCAAGGUGGUCUUUUGCAAACUUGAGACAUGCAGCAGUGUAUUCUUGGAGAGCAGUGUUUUUUUUUUGUGGCAUCCUCCCAUGAAUACCAUUCUUGUUUGGUGUUUUUCUUAUAGUGGACACAUGAACAGAGACUUCUGCAAGUUCAACAGAUUUAUUCAGGUCCUUUACUGUUUCCCUAGGGUUCUUUUUGACCUACUUCAGCAUUGCACCCUGUACUCUUGCUGUGAUCUUUGAAGGAUGCCCACUCAGGGAGAGUAGCAACAGUACUGCAUUUCCUCUAUUUGUGGACAGCUUGUCUUACCGUGAAUUGAUGAAAACCCAGGUCUUUAGAAAUGCUUUUGUAGCCUUUUCCAGCUUUAUGUGUCUCUACAAUUCUUUUAUGUUCCUCUGAAAAUGGUUUUGUUCAGGGCAUGGUUUACAUGAACAUAUGUUUCUUGAAAACACCAGACUGUCUGUAACCCACCUUUGUGUGCCUUUUUUUAUUGGGCAGAGCACCUCCAACCCACACCUCCAAUCAUAUCUCAUUGAUUGGAACACCUGACUCCAUUUAGCUUUUGGAGAAGUCAUUAACCUAGUGGUCCACAUACUUUUUCCAACCUAGACUGAAUGUUUAAAUGAUGAAUUCAGUGUUGACAAGAAGUACAAUUGUUUGUUUGUUAUUAGACUAAGCAGAUUGUGUUAGUCUAUUACUGUGACUUUGAUGAUGAUGAUCAGACCACAUUUAAUCAACAUGACAUUUGAUCCAAUAAAUGUCUGCUUCAGAAAUACACAAUUUAUUUUGCUGUAAAUGAUAACAGGAUGUAGUCCCACUGUCCCACCAAUUAGUCAUUUUUGGUAACCAUUGGUUAUAGCUAAACUGAAAGAAAAACGUGUGCACAUGUAGGCAGAUGAGAUAAAUCAAUGUACCCCUGAACUCUACAUACCUGCACAAAAGUAGCAUGGGCACCAUUAGCACUCGUGCAUGAGCUCUCUCUCACUCCCAACAGAAAACAAAAGACACACUAAUGAGGACAAUGCCUACAGGUCCGUGAUUGAAAGAGAAGGGUGAUAGUCUAUGUAUAGAAUAUGGUGGAUUGUUUGUGUAUCUGUGUGCAGGUAUAUGUGCCUGUGAGGAUGUCUGUGUGCAUGCACAUCACUGAGCCAAUUUGAAAGAUGGGGAAUAGAAGAAUAUGUUUAUGAUGGGAAGAGAGAAGGGAAGAGCAAUAGUGUGUGUUGGAAACUGUGGUGGUCAAUCUGAGGUUUAUUUCAUCAUCAGUGACGUGCAUCUUUUCAGGGGGUGUAACAUCCAGCUGUUGCUCUCAUUCCAUUUCAGGUUUGUGAAAGAGCGCAGACCAUCAGUUUCACCUAACUUCAAUUUCCUGGGCCAAAUGCAAUAUUUCCAGGGUACCUUAGCUCCAACGGGCUGCAGAACCAAGACACCUGCUCAGGUCAUUCAGGUUCCAGAUACAGGCCCCACCUCUGCCAAGACAUCUGGAGAUGUUUGCUAUCCUGCUCUGUUAAUUUUACCUAAUCAGGAUACGCAUAUCCUGGAUGUUCCAAAGGACCACUUUGUUUCUAAAGGCUUUACAGAAGAGAGUCAGCAGUGCACGUUCUGUGACAGUUCUAAUCACGUCAAUGGCAAUUUUAUCCAGGGCUAUAUACAGUGUGCUGAAAUAAACCAUACUCAUGUUGCAACCAAGAACUUAAACCGAGAGAACCCAAAUGAAGCAACAGAACUGACUGCCUCUCUUUCUGACAGAAUCAAAGCUCUCACUCUUUCCCUUGAUAAUAAAAAGAUUCAGGGCUCCUCUGAAAUUCUGAUUCAAAACCAACAUUCAUUAAAUAAUAUCCAAACAAAUCCAUGUCUAAAACCAACAGAGUUAAAAGUACCACCAGGAUCUACCUCUCGUUCAGAUCUACGGAAAACUCAGACUCUUGCUCUCUUCCCAAUGGAAACUGAUGGACACAAAAAGCAGGGCUCAGGGAAUGUCUGCGUUAAUAACAGCCGCCAAGAAGACCAAACAAACAGCGACUGCAGUUCCAAACAUGACCAGACGAUAGAGGCAAUUUCAUCUGCUGACAAAAAAAGGCAAAAAAUUCAGCUCCAAAUAAUUUGUUAGCUCCCUCUGAAAAGUCU